UGAUCUUCAACUCCACUCUCCAGGCCUGGAACUCUCUCAGAGAAGCGAGGUAACUGCUAACCUCACACCAUGGACUCAUUCGGAAAAACGUCACCCUUCUCCUCGAAUCCUCUGAAAACCAAGUCCGAUCUCGCGGACUUCCUCGUCGGUCUCCUCGAUCCCCUGGCAGCGCACACCUCUCCCGGUGGCGCACGGAUCCACCUCGGGCACACCGCGACGCACUACGACGAAGCUGCUGCCCAGCUCGAGGGGUUCUCCAGACCGAUCUGGGGGCUGGCGUCGUUCUUGGCUGGCGGGGGGCACUACGCCGGCGCCGAGCGGUGGGUGAGGGGGUUUGCGAACGGCAGCGAUCCGGGGCACGAGGAGUUCUGGGGCGAGAUGCGGGACAAGGACCAGCGGAUGGUUGAAUGCUCUGCUAUUGGAUUCUCCAUUGCCGUGGCCAAGGAGAAACUGUGGGAUCCUCUCUCGCCUGAAGCCAAGAUGAAUUUUGAACGCUGGCUCGGUGGGAUGAAUGACAAGGAGAUGCCGAAUACGAAUUGGCUUUGGUUCCGUGUCUUUGCGAAUCUUGGCUUGUCGAGAGCAGGUUCCUCGCGUUUCGAUGCUGAGCGAAUGAAGGCGGACAUGGACCAUCUCGAUACGUUCUAUAUCGGUGAUGGGUGGUCUCGCGAUGGCCCGGAGGGUGUUGUGCAACUCGACUAUUACUCAUCCUCGUUCGCGAUUCAGUAUGCUCAGCUCGUCUACUCCAAGCUGGCUCAGAAAGACGAUCCAGUGCGCUGCGAGGAAUAUAGGAACAGGGCUCGCCAAUUUGCGCUGGAUUUUGUGCACUACUUUGAUGCUGAGGGUCGUGCGAUUCCUUUCGGCAGGAGUUUGACGUACCGUUUCGCGAUGUCUGCAUUCUGGGGUGCACUUGCUUUUGCCGAUGUCGACCUUCCGGCCCCCUUGACAUGGGGUGUUGUCAAAGGAAUACAACUACGCAACAUCCGAUGGUGGGCCAAGCAAGCUGGGGCAUUCAACAGCGACGGCACUCUGACCAUCGGGUACUGUUAUCCCAAUCACAACAUGACCGAGAACUACAACUCGCCGGGAUCCCCGUACUGGUGCUGCAAGUCGUUCAUCGCUCUCUCCCUUCCCGAGUCACAUCCCUUCUGGACUGCCGAAGAAGAGCCGUAUCCGACCACGCUACUGAAUACGACCAAGGCGCUGAAGCACCCGCUGCAUAUCGCCACCAAUCUCGGCGGACAUUGCUACAUCCUGUCCUCCGGCCAACAGUGUUCCUACCCCGUUAAGCAAGGCCCAGCCAAAUACGGCAAGCUCGCAUAUUCCUCAGCGUUCGGCUACAGCGUACCCGUCGGGAACGGGACCCUCGAGGAACUCGCCGGCGACAACACGCUCGCGCUGAGCGACGACGGAGGGGAGACCUGGAAAUGCCGACGGGACACCCGGGAGGCGCGGUUCGAGGGCCCGGGUGUCGGCUGGCUGCGCUCGAUGUGGUAUCCGUGGAAAGACGUCGCUGUGGAAACUUGGCUCGUCCCUCCUUCCACAGCGGCACCGCUAUGGCACCUGCGCAUACAUCGGAUCCGGACGGGCCGGUCGCUCACUUCAGCCGAGGGCGGGUUUGCUGUCUACGGUCAGCGUGAAGACGGAAGACACCUAGAUCCCCUGGAUGAAGAAUCUAGUGACGAGCGUUUUGGUACCUUCGCCGGGCCGGGCCGGGCCCGAGCUGCAUCCGAGGCGGGUGUCGUUGGCAUCCUCUCAGUCGGUGGCCAGGAACGCAAGGGCGUGGCCCUUCGUACGGACGCAAAUUCAAAUCUGAUGGUGCCCAGAGCCGUCCUCCCGACUCUAAUGGGAGAACACAGCUCAGGGUCCGAGGAUAUCUGGCUUGUCACAGCCGUGUUUGCCUUGCCCAGCGUCGAGCACAGCCAGGGCGCUCAGAGUGGCUGGAUGGACGAGUGGCUCAAACGUCCGGUUCUGCCUGAACAGCUUUCUGCGAUGGUCCCUCAGGUCUAAAGAGUCACGUUCGACCUUGAUUCCGAAAUAGGAAACAUUGUUCCCUUAAGCGGAAGUAAUAAGUACACUCAUCUGAUGGAUUAUGAAAUGGUCCCGUCUAUGAUACACCCACGCUUUGUCCUGGGAGUGACCUCAAGCCAAGAAAUGCCUGUCCCAGUUUGGGCUUGCCGCCACGAGGGUGGCGUGCACGCUCUCCCACACUCUUCGGCCAUCGAAUUGCCCCAGGUCCCACGGGGAUAGUAGCACCUUUCAAGGGUAGUGAUGCCAGAUAGUCGGCAUCGGCAUUCAGGUCCACUGGGCCGCUGUGGAUGGGUCGAUCGGCAGUGAUCCAGAGAGGGACUUCAGCCACGAGACCUGCCCCCGUCGGAGAGAUAUGGGCGUAUUGAGGGUGUGUGAUGUGUAGUUGAAGACUGUACUGUGAAGCAGUUGGCCCACCAGCGGUUCGAUCAACAAACAAAGAAAUAUACCUCUCGCCCCAGUUCAGUGUACCGGUAGCUCACGGGCCUUGAUGGAGGGAUGAUAAUCUCCCCUUCAAGGCGAACAAUCUGCUCGGUGUCGCCGAAUGCGUCGUCAAAUUGAUCUGCCGCCUCCAGCUGGUUCUCUUCCUCCUCAGGGUCAUCAGCCGAAACGAAACUCUGCAUUCGAGACGGUAGAGUCGGGGUCUUCGGCGAGCUGGGCGGCGCCAAUUCUGGGACGUGGCUGAGGUAGACCAGCGGAGGAGCCGACUCUCCCUGCGCCGGUCGUCCGGAUUCAGCGAGCCAGAUCCGUCCAUCGGCUGUGCGCUCGAGGGUCCUUGUCUGUCGGGACUGCGAACGCGGCCGCAGAGCUUCCGAGGACGGCAUCAAAUCUGCUUUGUAGUGGCCGACGCUGAUUGCGGCUGGCUGCGCGAGCAACGUGAUGGCAUCCGCGCUCUUCGACCAGAGAAGAAGCACAAAGUCCACAGUCUGUCCAGCCUGAAAAACCGCCGGAUCUUGCACGCCGAGCUGCCGGAAUAGUAAGUACGUCGAGGGAACCCGGAGCACCAUUGCCACGGACAAUUCCUUCCACCUCCACGAUGUCGGUCCCGAUUCGUCCCCGACCGCCGAACGGCGUGAGCACCCAGCCGCCGAUCGACUCGCGCUUGAACGGCCACUCUUCGCGGGAGGUCAGGAAAGGAAACGGCGAUGGCGCUUUCGGCAAGUUCCGCGUGAGAGGGAUGUACUGCAAAAUCAUGUCCAUGUCUUCGUUGAUUCCGCCGACCGAGUCUCGUCGCACGCCAACGCCACAUGUGAACUUGACCUUGCCCGACGCUGUACGAGGGGCCGUCAGCCCGGAUCGCACCGCAUCGAACAGAACAGAAGGAAUACAGACGUGGCAGCGCGACCAUCCCGCGUUGCUGCGGCGGAUGUGAGCGAGACGUAUGCCAGCCAUGUGGUCCCACGUGUGCUCACGUUCUCGUGGUCAGGGUGCGACACCUGGACGAAUCUCGGGAACGCAGGGAGCUCAAACGGGAACACGUAAGUGCCACUGGGAAAUUUGUCCUUGAAGACGCUCGGAUUCUUCGCGCCCGGGUGCUUUGGGUCACCUUUGUGUCGGGACCAGAGAUUGGCAGUCAGGCUCAGGAGCUGUCCAUUGGGAGCAAUUGCUGCCAGCUGAUCCCCGCGGUCAGAAUGAUGCUGAUACGGGCUACAUGGGGCCACGAACCCAGAUAUCGAGGCUUGAAAUGCUCUUUGGCUUCUCUAUAGAAAGACGCAGUUCGCCGCAGAUUUUGGCUGGAGGAGGUCGGAGAAAUCAAAAUCAAUCCCGAGGACAAGAUGAGAUCGCAUCGCACUGGACGCGCCUUCGUUGUGGUACAUCGCAGCGAGCGACGUCUCCGCCGCAUGAUUGUACAGGAUGAGCGACAGCCAGUGGCUCUUGUCGUCGAGACGGAGCGGAAGCACGGUCCCAUGAGCGACGGUGUACGCGCCGAUGUCACUUCUGGACACGGUGCCCGGCAUGUCGUCAGGGAUGGGUACCUUAUCUUCCGGGUGCCACUCCGGCGCACCUGCCAACACGUUCACCGCCCGGCUGCAGAUGCCAACAAAACGCUCCGACGCACCGAGAUCGGAAAACUGAGGCCGCCGGCGUUUUUGCACACGCUCCCCGCCGAUCGUCAGCGAGUACAGCGAUCCGACCAACGAACGUGCUCCGGCAGACAUGAUCGAUGCGCUGUCCGUCUUCUUCUUCUUGGGUGCUGCCGGGACCGCGCCUGCGCCUGCGCCUGGCAUGGGCCGCCCUGCGCCCGUGCCCUCUCUGGGCUUCUUGAGCAUGUCGCGGAGGAGAGACAUAGUAUGCUGAGCUGAGGAUGGUAGAGAGCUGGGCCAGGUCUCGCGUUGAGUAGCGUGAGGGGGAGAGCGGCCUCUACUGUCUUAAGUAGCUGGCGCCAUAUGGCACCCUGAUGGGAGCACGCGCCGGAUGUUGGCACCAGAGCUAUUUGAGACCAAGGCGGGUGAGAUAAUUACAGACUGUGUAGGAAUCUCGCGUGGAUUGGCAUCAUGCGGCGCGCCAGGUUGCCUACAGCGGGAGAUUAUGUGGAGGGCGUGGUCAG
This is a messenger RNA of Mycena citricolor, 4573 nucleotides long. Lineage: Eukaryota; Fungi; Basidiomycota; Agaricomycetes; Agaricales; Mycenaceae. The record is from the annotation of a GenBank genome assembly.